AUAUAAAUACUGGAAAAAUAAUGAUCAUUUUCUCCUAAAUAAUUCAUAGAUAUUUCUGUAAUUAAUUUUACUUUAGGGUUUGUGUAUUUUCUCAAAAAUCGUAAUUUUCGGGGAAAAAUCAUCAUCCAUAUAGCAGCGACAUUGAAGAAACAAGGGUGUUUCAAUCCUCUAAAAGGAUCUUUCGAUGAUCAAUAGUCCUGAAUAUGAGUAAGGUGCUUGUCAGUGAUGGAAAACCCUUUGUGAGUUUUGAUCAAAUUUUGACGGCAGAAAUCAUUUGACUCAGUGGUUCUCCUCAGCAAAGACCUUGAUUCUAAUAGUUUAUACAGGGAGUCAUAUAGAAAUGGAAUGCAACAAAGAUGAGGCUUUAAAAGCUAAGGAACUUGCCGAGAAGAAGUUUGUGGAGAAGGAUAUAAUUGGAGCAAGGAAAUUUGCUUUGAAAGCUCAAAACUUGUUUCCUGGGCUAGAUGGUCUGCAACCUUUGUUGGUAACACUCAACGUUUACAUCUCUGCCGAGCGAAAAAUAAAUGGGGAAGUUGAUUGGUAUGGAGUACUUGGCGUUGAGCCAUCAAGUGAUGAUAAGACUGUGAAGAAGCAGUAUAGGAAACUUGCCCUUUCUCUCCACCCUGAUAAAAACAAAUCAGUUGGUGCAGAGGGAGCAUUUAAAAUCCUUUCAGAAGCUUGGAGUUUAUUGUCUGACAAAGCCAGGAGAAAAACUUAUGAUCAAAAGAGAAUUUUAAGGAAUAUGUUUGAUAAAGUUGUACCCAUGAAGCCUUCAGGACCUGCUAGCACGGACAGUCACCAUGGAUAUGUCAAAAAUGGUAAUUUUAGCAUAAGGAGUCAGAAUGCCCCAAAUCCCCAUUUAAAUUUAGUUCCUCCAAUCAAACGUAAUACAUUUUGGACUAUGUGUACUAGUUGCAAAAUGCAAUUUGAGUACAUUGUUCAGUACCUCAACAAGAAGCUUCAAUGCUACAGCUGCAAGGAGCCCUUUCUGGCAAUACAGAUCCCACCUCCAGAAACACAUUCUCAUCAGCCGCUGACUGCUCAAUUGCCCCAAGAUACUUUUAGCUACUCCUUUGCCUCUGUAACUUCAUCAGCAGGGAGAAAUACAGGACCACCAGCACCUUCCUCAGCUGCCCAAGCUAUGAAUGGGAUUCAGUUGCCACAUGGGAAUGUGAAGAGAAAGCAUGAAGUUUCACAAAUGAGUUCCACCAUGGAGGCUGUAAUGAAGAGUAAAACAAGUGCCUCUAAUAAGCCUAUUGCUGAUGAAGCUAAUGGAGCAUGUUCUGCAUGGAAGGGUGAAAAGCUUAAAAAAAGAAGACGGGCAAGUGAUCACAAGGUCUAUGACAGCGGCAUUGAAAACAAUGAUCCAUUGUUAAGGGGAAAUGGAUUUCAGAGUGGCAUCUCUGAAACAGAGAAGGCAACUACCGUUGGGACUAGAUUACCCGCAUUUUCAAGAGAGUUGUCACUACUCGAGACUCGAAAUAUGUUGAUGGCAAAGGCGAAGAAUGAAAUUUGCAAGCAGAUGAACAAAUGGAGGAACACAGAUGCCAAGCUUGUGGCUUUAAGAAAAAUUGCAUAUUCCAAAGUAAAAGAGAAGUCUAAAGAGGAAAUAUCUACUCUCAAAGCUCAGUCUAAUGCUGAAAUAAAUGGCAGAAAGCAGGGCUCAUAUGCAGGAUUCAAGCAUCCAGAAUGUAAUUUGAAGACUUCUUUCCCCUCUUCUAAAAAUGAUACAGAUGCUACCCAAAAUGUGCCUUUGUCUAUAACUGUCCCAGAUCCAGAUUUCCAUGAUUUUGACAAAAAACGGACUGAGAACUCUUUUGGUGACAGUCAAGUUUGGGCAGCUUAUGACGAUGAUGAUGGUAUGCCCCGGUACUAUGCGAUGAUUCAUAAUGUGAUUUCGAGGAAGCCAUUUAAGAUGCGCAUUAGUUGGCUUAACUCUAAAACCACCACUGAAUUUGGGACAAUCAAUUGGGUUGGUUGUGGCUUUUACAAAACCAGUGGUGAUUUUAGAGUAGGUAGGUAUGAAAUCAACAAAAGUGUAAAUUCCUUUUCACACAGAGUGAAAUGGACAAAAGGAAUAAGAGGGGUGAUCCAAAUAUACCCAAGUAAAGGGGAUGUUUGGGCUCUGUACAGGAAUUGGUCCCCUGAGUGGAAUGAGCAUACCCCAGAUGAGGUAAUACAUCAAUAUGAGAUGGUGGAGGUACUUGAAGAUUACAACGAAGAGGAAGGAGCAACUGUCAUUCCGCUGGUGAAAGUUGCUGGUUUCAAGACUGUGUUUCGCCAACACUUAGAUAAGGAACAUAUUAAGGUAAUUCCACGCGGAGAAAUGUUCAGAUUUUCACAUCAAGUUCCUUCCUUCUUGCUUACUGGGCAAGAAUCCCGUACUGCCCCAAAAGGAUGCUGGGAGCUUGACCCUGCUGCUACACCAUUGGAACUACUUCAGGUGAUGACGGAAGCCACAGAGGAGGUGACGAAGGAAAAUACUUGGAAAGUUGCAAGUAAUGGCAUAUCUGAUCUCAAAGAAGCAAAGUUGAAUGACCCUGCAAUAAGUGAAACCAUGAAAAUGGGAGAUGAGGUAACUGUUCAGGUGGGUGCUACUAUCGGAUAACGUCCCACGUUGAUCAAUUUUCCUUGAAUAAAAGAAAGUUAUAUAGAAAUAUUAUUUGAUCAUGAAAUUAGUUUGAGGAAUCGUUUUUUCGAGUACUGAAGACUUGAAAGGAACUUGAGACAUCAGUGUGGGAAUUUGAUGGAGUAACGGAUUGUUCUUCACUUUUUGCUCGGGAGGAUAUCAACGGCGUAAAUUUUUUUUGGAGACUGACUCAAAUGGGAUACUUUGUGUAGUGUACAGCUUCACUUACCACAGGUACACAGGUCUUUUUUGCUAUAUAGGUACAGAAACUCGGAAAAGUCCACAUUUAUUCUAUAACUUCAUUUACGGUCUAAAAAUAGUUGAGAAGGUAAAAUUUAGGAUGCAAUUUUUUGAAAGCUUUCCAUGAUAGCAAAUUCUUACUUUUGUUUAUUUCUACCUGGUAAUUGUCAUUUUGUCAAUGUCCUUUGCAAAGACUAAUUUUACAGACUUGUUAUUUUCGUUUAAA
This is a messenger RNA of Amaranthus tricolor (Joseph's coat), 3095 nucleotides long. RefSeq lists its product as uncharacterized. The transcript has 3 exons. The coding region runs from base 341 to 2608 and encodes 755 amino acids. The record is from RefSeq and is a predicted model, not a curated record. Lineage: Eukaryota; Viridiplantae; Streptophyta; Magnoliopsida; Caryophyllales; Amaranthaceae.